AUGAUGCCUCGAUUGUCCAAGCGCAGGCUGGUGGUGCUGGCCGUGUUCAGCUUGUACUCCUUGGUGAAUGCCUUCCAGUGGAUCCAGUACAGUAUAUUGAGCAGUGUCUUUACAAUCUACUAUGGAGUGUCUACUCUUCAGAUAGACUGGCUUUCCAUGGUCUAUAUGGUAGUAUAUGUGCCUCUCAUCCUGCCUGCCACUUGGCUGCUUGAUACUCGAGGACUCCGUGUCACCGCCUUGCUGGGGUCUGGACUCAAUGGCUUGGGUGCCUGGAUUAAGUGUGCCAGUGUCCAGCGAAACCUAUAUCCGGUCACUUUGUUGGCACAGCUCAUCUGCUCCAUAGCACAAAUCUUUAUUUUGGGGCUGCCAUCCCACAUUGCUUCUGUCUGGUUUGGGCCGAAGGAAGUCUCCACUGCCUGUGCUGUAGCUGUGCUGGGCAAUCAGCUAGGCACAGCAAUUGGUUUCCUCUUGCCACCUGUUUUAGUUCCAAACACAGAAGAUGACCUUGACCUCAUGGGACGUAACAUCAGCAUCAUGUUCUAUGGCACAGCAGCAGUAUCAACACUCCUGUUUCUACUAACAGCAAUUGUAUUUAAGGAAAAACCUAAAUAUCCUCCAAGUCAGUCUCAGGCUGCUCUUUCAGAAGUGUCUCCAGAAGAUUACUCCUAUAAGCAAUCAAUAAUCAACCUCUUCAGAAACAUUCCUUUUGUUCUUUUGCUGGUUAGUUAUGGAAUUAUGACUGGGGCAUUUUAUUCAGUCUCAACUCUACUGAAUCAAAUGAUAACAACUCAUUAUAAGGGAGAAGAAGUGAAUGCUGGAAGAAUUGGCCUGACACUUGUGGUAGCUGGAAUGGUGGGUUCAAUUAUUUGUGGUUUGUGGCUGGACUACACCAAAACAUACAAGCAGACAACAUUAAUUGUAUACAUCCUCUCAUUUGUUGGGAUGAUUGCAUUUACAUUUACCUUGGAUUGUGGACACCUUAUAGUUGUAUUUGUGACUGGUGGAGUGCUCGGCUUCUUCAUGACUGGUUACCUCCCGCUUGGUUUUGAAUUUGCUGCAGAAAUUACAUACCCAGAGUCAGAAGGCACUUCAUCAGGGCUUCUGAAUGCUUCAGCACAGAUAUUUGGGAUUAUUUUUACAUUGAUUCAAGGAACACUUACAUGUGAUUACAACCCACGUGCAGGAAACAUUUUUCUCUGUGCAUGGAUGUUUAUAGGCAUCAUUUUAACAGCUUUUAUCAGAUCAGAUUUGCGAAGACACAGUGUGAAUUCAGGGAUUAUGAAUGCUGACAUUAAAUCUGUUGGCGUGCCAGGGAUAAAAUAG
Molecule: messenger RNA, 1323 nt
Organism: Gekko japonicus
Lineage: Eukaryota; Metazoa; Chordata; Lepidosauria; Squamata; Gekkonidae
Gene: FLVCR1
Product: feline leukemia virus subgroup C cellular receptor 1
Exons: 10
Coding region: 1-1323 (440 amino acids)
Biological process (GO): mitochondrial transport; transmembrane transport; erythrocyte differentiation
Cellular component (GO): membrane; mitochondrion
Molecular function (GO): heme binding; heme transmembrane transporter activity
Source: RefSeq, a predicted model, not a curated record